AUGUCAAAACAUCAUCCAGAUUUAAUUAUGUGUAAAAAACAAACAGGUAUAGCGAUUGGACGUGUUUGUGAUAAAUGUGAUGGUAAAUGUGUUAUAUGUGAUUCAUAUGUAAGACCAACUACCUUGGUUAGAAUUUGUGAUGAAUGUAAUUAUGGGUCAUUUCAAGGUAAAUGUGUAAUUUGUGGUGGUCAAGGUGUUAGUGAUGCUUAUUAUUGUUUUGCUUGUUCUCGUGAAGAGAAAGAUAGAGAUGGAUGUCCUAAAAUUGUUAAUCUUGGUGGUUCAAAAAUCGAUUUGUUCUACGAAAGAAAGAAAUAUGGUUUCAAAAAGAGAUAA
Molecule: messenger RNA, 333 nt
Organism: Dictyostelium discoideum AX4
Lineage: Eukaryota; Evosea; Eumycetozoa; Dictyosteliales; Dictyosteliaceae
Gene: phf5a
Product: PHD finger-like domain-containing protein 5A
Exons: 3
Coding region: 1-333 (110 amino acids)
Biological process (GO): mRNA splicing, via spliceosome
Source: RefSeq, a predicted model, not a curated record